GUGACUUCUAAAAACAAAUUCCCAUUCUGCUUUAAACUGACUGAUUCCAAACACCUCUGCUUCCCUCUGCUUUCCCUGAAACCAGAAAUUACUGCUCUUACAAUCGCAAGCAAAUUAGCCAUCGCAGUAUGCUUUGCCAGAAACCAGAAAUUACUGCUCUUACAAUCGCAAGCAAAUUAGCCAUCGUAGUAUGCUUUCCCAGAAACCAGAAACACCCACUCGCCGCCUCUACGCAUAACUUUCCGUAAAACCCUAAACCCUAUCAAACAGAAAUCUCCAGAAAGAGAGCAGAAGCAAACGCCGCUUCUCUGAUCCAAUGGCGACCGCCGUAUUGCUCCGAUCUUUCCGUCGCCGUGACUUUGCCUCCUUAUCCCGAUCCAACUACAAGGCUUUUACUGCCAACACAAAUAAGUCAUGGCCAUCAUUAGUGGGCAGUGCUAGAUGGGCAUCCCUUACCAGUCAGUUUAGCUCAAUAUCAGCUGGGAGCGAUAUUAUAGGUAUUGACGUGGGUACAAUAAAUUCCCAUGUGACUGUUAUGGAAGGAAAGAGAAUUCGCAAUUUGAUUGGCGGCAGCUUUGUAGAUUCAAAGUCAUCUGAUUCAAUUGAUGUUAUAAACCCAGCUACACAAGAAGUGGUCUCACAGAUACCGCUAACUACAAAUGAGGAGUUCAAAUCUGCAGUAUCUGCAGCAAAAGAGGCAUUUCUGUCGUGGAAGAACACACCAAUAACAACAAGGCAGCGUGUCAUGUUAAAGUACCAAGACCUUAUACGAAAAAACAUGGACAAGUUAGCCCUGAACAUUACAACUGAACAGGGGAAGACAUUGAAGGAUGCACAAGGCGAUGUAUUCCGUGGAUUAGAGGUCGUGGAACAUGCAUGUGGUAUGGCAUCCUUACAGAUGGGAGAAUAUGUGUGUAACGUGUCAAAUGGUGUGGAUACUUAUAGCAUACGAGAGCCUUUGGGUGUUUGUGCUGGGAUUUGUCCAUUCAACUUCCCAGCAAUGAUCCCCUUAUGGAUGUUUCCUAUUGCAGUUACAAGUGGGAACACCUUCGUUCUAAAACCAUCAGAGAAAGAUCCAGGGGCUUCAAUGAUGCUGGCUGAGUUGGCAAUGGAGGCUGGGUUGCCUGAUGGAGUUUUAAAUAUUGUUCAUGGAACUCAUGACAUUGUUAAUGCUAUAUGUGAUGAUGAAGAUAUCAAAGCAAUAUCAUUUGUUGGUUCAAAUACAGCCGGUAUGCAUAUUUAUGCCAGGGCAUCAGCUACUGGAAAACGUGUUCAGUCCAACAUGGGAGCAAAGAAUCACGGCAUUGUAAUGCCUGAUGCAAACAUUGAUUUCACAUUAAAUGCUUUAGUAGCGGCGGGUUUUGGUGCUGCUGGACAGAGAUGCAUGGCACUCAGUACAGUGGUGUUUGUUGGAGAGUCAAAAUCAUGGAUUGAGAGAUUGGUAGAGCGAGCACAGACACUAAAAGUAAGUGCUGGAACAGAACCUGAUGCUGAUCUUGGACCUGUAAUCAGUCGACAGGCAAAGGAUCGAAUAUGCAAGUUGAUUCAAAGCAGUGUAGAUAGUGGGGGUAAAUUGCUGCUGGAUGGAAGAAAUAUCACGGUACCUGGAUAUGAAAAAGGUAAUUUUAUUGGUCCCACCAUCUUAUCAGAUGUUACUGCUGAUAUGGAAUGUUAUAAGGAGGAGAUUUUUGGCCCUGUUCUCCUUUGUAUGCAGGCUGAUAGUUUAGAAGAAGCCAUAAGAAUUGUCAAUAAAAAUAAAUAUGGAAACGGUGCUUCCAUUUUCACUAAGUCUGGGGUAGCUGCAAGAAAAUUUCAAACUGAGAUUGAGGCAGGGCAGGUUGGCAUCAAUGUUCCCAUUCCCGUUCCUUUGCCCUUCUUCUCAUUCACCGGCUCCAAGGCUUCUUUUGCAGGAGAUCUCAAUUUUUAUGGCAAGGCUGGGGUGAACUUUUACACACAAAUCAAGACUAUAACCCAACAGUGGAAGGAUAUGCCGGGUAGCUCUGCAGUGUCUCUUGCAAUGCCAACUUCUCAGAAAUCUUAAUGUUAGGUUUCUUAGUGUUUUAAUGUGAACAUGUAAUGCAACAGAAGAGCAUGUUGCCUCUGCCCGUUUGAGGUGCUCACUAAAAGUUUCUUUGGAUUUGGAAUAUACGGAGUAGUUUUUAUGUUUUGUACUAUUGGCAUUUCUUAAUUUGAACUUACUUUUUUAGUUUAUAAGUUUUUUAGACGUGCGUUAAAUGUGUAUAUAAAGAUGAGUAAACAUGAAUCACCAUGAAUCCAUGAUAUCUAAAUUGGGAGAGUUGGAAUCA
This is a messenger RNA of Cuscuta epithymum, 2306 nucleotides long. The record is from the annotation of a GenBank genome assembly. Lineage: Eukaryota; Viridiplantae; Streptophyta; Magnoliopsida; Solanales; Convolvulaceae.